UGACGUCAUCCGGAACCCGACGAGGCGGGGCGGCUGGCCCAGGCGGCUGGAGGGUCCUCGCGGAGCCAAGAUGAGCGAGGGCAGCGCGGGCGACCCAGGUCGCGGGUCCAGCCGGCAGCGGGCCACACACCCAGAGAACAUGUCUCUGGGUUCUAGCUGCUUCUCUCCGCCUGUGAACUUCCUUCAAGAGCUGCCAAGCUAUCGAUCAGUGGCGCGCAGGAGGACAAACAUCGUCUCCCGGGACAAGCAGAGCGGCACCCUGCUAAAGCCGACGGACUCCUACAGUUCCCAGCUGGAUGGAGGAAUCACAGAAAACCUCAACAGUCAGUCCAUCCGCAAGUACGCGCUGAACAUCUCAGAGAAGCGGAGACUGAGGGACAUUCAGGAAACCCAGAUGAAGUAUUUAUCGGAGUGGGACCAGUGGAAACGGUACAGCAGCAAGUCCUGGAAGAGGUUCCUAGAGAAAGCCCGUGAGAUGACCACCCACCUGGAGCUGUGGCGGAAGGACAUCCGCAGCAUCGAAGGGAAGUUCGGCACGGGGAUCCAGUCCUACUUCUCUUUCCUACGGUUCCUGGUGGUCCUGAACCUGGUGAUAUUCCUGAUCAUCUUCAUGUUGGUUUUGCUCCCCAUCUUGCUCACCGAGUACAAGAUCACCAACAGCACCUUCGUGUUCGUGCCGUUCAAAGACAUGGAUAUUGAGUGCACAGUCUAUCCAAUGAGCAGCCCUGGCCUCAUUUACUUUUACAGUUUCAUCAUCGACUUGCUCUCUGGAACGGGUUUCCUGGAGAAGACCGGCCUUUUUUAUGGACACUACACCAUUGAUGGAGUAAAAUUCCAGAACUUCACGUAUGAUCUGCCCCUGGCUUACUUAAUAAGCACAAUUGCCUACCUGGCCCUGAGUCUCCUCUGGAUAGUGAAAAGGUCAGUGGAAGGGUUCAAGAUCAACCUGAUCCGGAGCGAGGAGCACUUCCAGAGUUACUGUAACAAGAUCUUCGCUGGCUGGGACUUCUGCAUCACCAACCGCAGCAUGGCAGAGCUGAAACACAGCAGCUUGCGCUAUGAGCUCCGAGCAGAUCUGGAGGAAGAGCGGAUACGACAGAAAAUAGCCGAAAGGACCUCGGAGGAAACCAUACGCAUUUACUCUCUGAGGCUGUUCUUGAACUGCAUCGUGCUGGCCGUGCUUGCGGCCUGCUUCUAUGCCAUCUACCUAGCCACUACCUUCUCACAAGAGCACAUGAAGAAGGAAAUUAACAAGAUGGUUUUUGGGGAGAACCUCUUGAUAUUGUACCUCCCGUCCAUUGUGAUCACACUGGCCAAUUUCAUCACCCCAAUCAUCUUUGCCAAGAUCAUCCACUAUGAGGAUUACUCGCCAGGCUUCGAGAUCCGCCUGACAAUUCUUAGGUGUGUCUUCAUGCGGCUGGCCACCAUCUGCGUGCUGGUGUUCACGCUGGGCUCCAAGAUCACGUCCUGCGGUGACAACACCUGUGAACUCUGCGGCUAUAACCAGAAGCUCUACCCGUGCUGGGAGACACAGGUGGGACAGGAAAUGUACAAGCUGAUGAUCUUCGACUUCAUCAUCAUCCUGGCAGUGACACUGUUCGUGGAUUUCCCUAGGAAGCUCCUGGUGACCUACUGUGCAUCCUCGAAGCUGAUCCAGUGCUGGGGCCAGCAGGAAUUUGCCAUCCCAGACAACGUCCUGGGUAUCGUGUACGGACAGACCAUCUGCUGGAUUGGAGCCUUCUUCUCCCCGCUCCUCCCCGCCAUCGCCACCUUGAAAUUCAUUAUCACUUUUUACGUGAAAGAGCUGAGUCUUCUUUACACCUGCAGACCCUCCCCACGGCAGUUCAGAGCAUCCAAUUCUAACUUCUUCUUCCUGCUGGUGUUGCUGAUUGGGCUGUGCUUAGCAAUAAUACCACUAACAAUCAGCAUGUCUCGCAUCCCUUCCUCAAAAGCCUGUGGGCCGUUCACCAACUUCAACACCACCUGGGAGGUCAUCCCCCAGACGGUGAGCACCUUCCCCAGCUCGCUGCAGACUCUGAUCCAUGGCGUCACGUCAGAAGCCUUUGCCGUGCCUUUCUUCAUGAUCAUCUGCCUGGUCAUGUUCUACUUCAUUGCACUGGCUGGAGCACACAAGCGGGUAGUUGUCCAGCUCCGAGAGCAGCUGUUCCUGGUAAGAAAGCACAGACUCAGAGGGUCAAGGCCAGGGACAUUAAACCAGGACUCUGGGCAUGAUGGCACAGGCCUGUAGUCCUAGCACUCAGGAGGCUGAGGCAGGCAGGUCACAAGUUUCACAUAUACCUGGUCUACACAGUGAGUUCCACACCACCAAGACCUUGUUUCAGAUAAAGGGGAAAAGAUAAAGCAGCCCUCUCUAGUUUCAUUCAUUCACCUGGUUCAUUCAUUCAUUAAUCAACUGGCUCAUCUAGUCCUAUGCCAGAGAGAGACAGAAGCAUUAAAGAGUGAGAGAAGCGAUACAUUUGGGGUGGGGAGGUAGCCCCGUGUGUGAAGUGCUGCUGUAUAGGCAUGCGGACCCGAGCUCCACCCAGGCAUCCAUGUAGAAGGCUGCAGCAUCACAGCCUGCAUGUGUAGACCCAGCACGGGGAAGCAGAAUCAGGCAGAUCUCUAGGCUGACUGGCCAGGAAGCCUACCCUCGGGCAAGUUGCUGGUCUAAUUAAGAAACUCUAUUUCCAAACAUAAUGGCCAGGAAACUCUAGAGAUGACUCAGUGGUUAGGAGCACUAGUUGCUCUUGCAGAGGACCCGGGUUCAAUUCUCAGCACCCAUGCGGUGACUCCCAGUCAUCCAUAGCUCCAGUUCCAGGGGAUCUGACGCCCUCUUUUGACAUUCUGCAGGCAGCAGGCUUGCACAGGUGCAUACACACACCUUCAGGCGAAACACUGAUGCCCAUAAACACAUCUAAAGAUAAUUUUAAAACAAAUACCACCCCUGCCUCACCAACCCCACUUGAGGAAUGGUACCUGAGGUUGACUUGUGACUGCCCCCUGAAGGUCCACAUCCAUGCACACAUGCUCCCCCACCUCCACACGAGCACGUACACAUGUGUAAGGGUGUGUACACACAGUGAACUAAUUUCUGUAACGAUCAUAAGAGCUAGGUAUGUGGCGAGAUGGAGGAGCCGAGGCUACAGCAGCCAAUGGCUGUGAGAAGCCUGUCGGAGGUGACGUCAGAGGUAAGACGGGAAUGAUGGCAGUCACCAAUUAUUAGAGGUCCUUAGAGGGAUGGAAGGACCCCGUGUGGGAAUAAGCCAGGCACUUUGGGGAGACAGGAGAAUGGGGGUAUAUGGCUGGAGGGCUGUGAAAGACAGGGGGCUAGAUGAUUCUUUUGACAUUAGCCAGAGGUCACUGCAUUGCCUGGCAAAUUCAAUAGGUUUCGGUUUUACUUAGUAUUUGGUUAAAUUGUCUGAGACUAGGUCUUUGUAGCCCCAGCCCCAAACUCAGGGUAGUCAAGGAUGGCCUUGAACUUUUGAUCUUCCUGUACCCACUUCCUGAGGGUGGGAGUCACAGGCAUGGACCACCACACCCAGUUUAGGCAAUGCUGGGGGUGGAACCCAGGCUGUGUGCAUGCCAGGCACUCAGCCCACACGUGUGUUUCUAGAUCUCCAGCUGUCCCGUGGACAAGGGGCUGUGGUGGGACCUCUGGUGAGGGAGACAGGCCAGCCUGGAAGUCACGGUGGCACUCCAAUGGCUGGAAUCCCUUACCUGGAGUCUGACGAGAGACUCACUGGAGAGAAAUAGCUUCCUACAUUUCUAAACAUAUGAGACAGACUUCGAACCUGCUUCUCUUUUUUAGGAGAGUCGUGACAAGCGUUAUCUUAUCCAGAAACUAACCGAAGCUCAAAGGGAUGUGCGGAGCCAGCCGGCUUGAGCAAGACGCUGCAGCUUCUCAGCAUGGGGCCCUGGAGACCCUACAAAGUCCACCUGAGUGGAACUGUUAAAAUAUAUUUUUCUAGACUUUAGGGCUUUCAGUGACUUAGCCAAACAGGCUGGCCCCUGGAGAGCGGUGGCUCCCUGAGGAUUCUACCAGAACACUGACUUCUCAAGUUGCUCGGGAUUUAUUAUUGAAACCAGAGAAAGAGAUUUUUAUUUAUUUAUUUUUUGUUCAGACUUUUGUAUCUUUAAAAAAGGUUUGUAUGUGUUGUUUUUCAAAGUAAAACUGAGUUCCCCCAUCUCUAAAGCUGGGCGGUUUCUUUGGAAGCCUUUCCAGGUUGAGUGAGUAGCCUCUCAAAUGCCACUGGUGACUUAAAAUUCAACCUGACUUCUUUUUUUCAAACGAACAUGCAUCUUCAGGUGCUAAAGGCUUGGAACAGCUGAUAAGAAUGUGGAAAUGCCAUCCUGGCAGCUCCUGCUGUGUGCCCGGACCACACUUGAAUUUCUGCCCCCAUCAGGGUUGCCCUUGAGUGGGAGACUGAGGCAGGUUGCAGCCCCUCCUUCUCAGCUCUCCAAGCCUUUCCUGCAGUCUUGUUCACUCCUCAGGGGAAAGUGACCUUAGCUGGCUGGCUAGCCACCAACCUUCUGAUUCUACCUGGCUGCAAGUUCUGCGAUCUGAUGACAGAAUUGAAGGAGGGUAAAACCUUGCAAGGCAGAUGGAUAGUUCCUCUCUGUUUUCCAAAUGUCAUUCCUGUCCCUUGCACGGAGUUCUUCAUUCCUGAAGGAAACCAAAUGUUUCAGAGCCAGGCUACAGUGUACUGUUUGGUAUUGAAGUCGUGGGUAAGGCUUGGGGGUUAUAUGUGUGAUUUCAGACAUAGAUCCAUGGCCUAGUCUGUUGAUAAGAACAGAACACAAUACAAACAUAAGUUGGGUUCUGAUUACUUAAAUACACAUUUCAAAGGGCUAGGCUUUGUUUGCCUGCACUUAAAACUUUGGAUGUGUAUACUUUUGUUUUUAUAAAACGUUACAGAAACAGAGCAUCUCUUGCGAUCUCUGCUACGGUAAAAACUGUAUUUAAUAAAUACCUCAUCAUGUGUCUUCCCAAAGCUGGCCCUUUUAACAGUGCCUAAUUCGUUCACCUUUUACCUGAAAGUCUGUCAGGGAGCUACGAGUCCUGUGACAGACAGUUUGAAGCUUCAGUUUUUCACUGGCUCCUAACCUUUUCUGACAUUUAAAAUUAGAUUCAUGGUUUUAGAAAGCUGCCAAGAAGGAUCUCCGUCCUCUGACCUCUGCCUUGUUUCUCAGAAAUGAUUGACUUCUUGCUCUGGAAGGAAAGCAAACUUGUUAUGGCGAACACAUCUCUAUAUGUAUAAAGGGUCCUUUGUGUGUGUCUUC
Messenger RNA from Alexandromys fortis (reed vole), 5280 nucleotides. RefSeq names its product transmembrane channel like 7 (gene Tmc7). The transcript has 15 exons. Gene Ontology annotation, cellular component: plasma membrane. The record is from RefSeq and is a predicted model, not a curated record. Bases 71 to 2248 code for a protein of 725 amino acids. Gene Ontology annotation, molecular function: mechanosensitive monoatomic ion channel activity. NCBI's taxonomy places the organism in Eukaryota, Metazoa, Chordata, Mammalia, Rodentia, Cricetidae.